This is a messenger RNA of Acanthochromis polyacanthus (spiny chromis), 6392 nucleotides long. RefSeq names its product sodium bicarbonate cotransporter 3-like. The record is from RefSeq and is a predicted model, not a curated record. The transcript is spliced from 26 exons. Lineage: Eukaryota; Metazoa; Chordata; Actinopteri; Pomacentridae. Gene Ontology annotation, molecular function: monoatomic anion transmembrane transporter activity; sodium:bicarbonate symporter activity; solute:inorganic anion antiporter activity. Bases 261 to 4049 code for a protein of 1262 amino acids. Gene Ontology annotation, biological process: bicarbonate transport; regulation of intracellular pH; monoatomic anion transport. Gene Ontology annotation, cellular component: plasma membrane; apical plasma membrane; basolateral plasma membrane.
UGGGAUUGGCUGCUGUGCAAAGAGCGGGCUGACAGGGUAGAGCAGAGCACUGUGUGUUCGGAAGCAGCUCGCUCCCUCUCUCUCUCUUUUUUCCUCCCGCUGUAUAAAGAGAUGAGCUGAGGAAGAGGGAACAGAUGAGUGCGACACUGUCUCUGGUAGCGUUUAGCUCACACACACCUUCUACAACAGAGAUAAUCGUCAGACAGAAGGAACUGGCUAACGUCCCUCCUGCCUUUGGCUUUGCGGAUGUUUUAGUCUAAAUGGAUGAACAGAGCGAAGGGGAACAUGUGCUUAAGGGUCUAGAUGAGGAGGCAAUAGUUGACCAUGGAAAGACCAGCUUCACAACUCACACAAACUAUGAAAGAGAAGAAUUGGAAAGCCACAGAGCAGUAUACGUAGGCGUCCAUGUUCCUCUUGGAAGGGAAAGCAAGCGGAGGCAUCGCCACAGAGGACACAAACAUCACCGAAAGAAGAAAGAGAAAGACUCUGAGGAGGGGAAGGAAGAUGGCAGGGAAUCCCCCACUUAUGACACACCGUCCCAGAGGGUACAGUUCAUCUUGGGCACAGAGGAUGAUGACCUCGAGCACGUCCCCCAUGACCUCUUCACUGAGCUGGAUGAGCUCUCCUUCAGAGACGGCAGUGCCACAGAGUGGAAAGAGACUGCCAGGUGGCUGAAGUUUGAAGAGGAUGUGGAAGAUGGUGGGGAGAGGUGGAGUAAGCCAUAUGUGGCCACGUUGUCAUUGCACAGCUUAUUUGAACUGCGGAGCUGCAUACUUAAUGGCACAGUCAUGCUGGAUAUGAGGGCCAAUAGUAUCGAAGAAAUUGCAGACAUGGUGAUAGACAGCAUGGUGGCAUCAGGUCAGCUGAAGGAGGAUUUGCGUAACAAGGUGCGGGAAGCAAUGUUGAAGAAACACCAUCAUCAGAAUGAAAGAAAGCUCAGCAAUCGCAUCCCGCUGGUGCGCUCCAUUGCUGACAUAGGCAAGAAACAUUCUGACCCACUCUUGCUUGAAAGAAACGGAGAGGGUCUCUCCUCUUCACGUCUCUCUCUCCACAAGCCAGGGGCAGCCUCCUCUGUCUCCAACCUGUCCCAGAGACGAGAGUCCAGAGUCUCCGUCCUGCUCAACCACCUACUGCCCUCUUCUUCCUCCAACACUGGGCUAUCCCCAUGCCACUCUCCCCACACCACCCCUCAAAGUACCCCUUCGUCUUUUCGCCGUUCCUCUCAGAGCUCGACACAAACCCAUGGCACAGGCCACGGCCCUCAAGGCAUCCCUGAGGUAGUGGUUUCUCCUCCCGAGGAUGACGACCCACCCAACUCUGCAGAAGAAGAGGCAAUAUCACCACAGCUCAGCCGGAGAGAAUCCUUGGCAUCCCGCAACCUUGAGCUGCUGCCCUUAGAAGGACCACUGGUGUCUCCACACUCUCUCCCGAACGAUCUGUAUGGCAACAAGGCAGCGGAGAGGAGGCCAUCUAAAGUAGGGGUCAGUAGAGAAAGCAGCAGUGUCGACUUCAGCAAGGUGGACAUGAAUUUCAUGAAAAAGAUUCCUCCGGGUGCUGAGGCUUCCAAUGUGCUGGUGGGAGAAGUGGACUUCCUGGAGAAGCCCAUAAUUGCGUUUGUGCGACUAUCGCCUGCAGUCCUUAUCACAGGCCUUACUGAGGUCCCUGUGCCCACAAGGUUUCUUUUCCUGCUGUUGGGGCCUCAUGGUAAAGGACCACAGUACCAUGAAAUUGGCAGAUCUAUGGCAACACUAAUGACAGAUGAGAUUUUCCAUGAUGUGGCAUACAAGGCCAAAGACCGAACUGAUCUGCUCUCUGGGAUCGAUGAGUUCCUCGAUCAGGUGACUGUCCUGCCUCCUGGAGAAUGGGACCCUACCAUUCGGAUUGAACCCCCCAAGAAUGUCCCAUCACAGAUGAAGAGGAAGCGACCACCCCAGCCCAAUGGCACGGCGUCUCCAGCCGGAGAGCUGGAAAAAGACGAGGACCAUCAUGCAGGACCUGAGCUGCAGAGGACCGGAAGGAUUUUUGGAGGCCUGAUUCUGGAUAUCAAGCGGAAGGCACCCUUCUACUGGAGUGACAUUAGGGACUCACUGAGUCUGCAGUGUCUAGCUUCUAUCCUUUUCCUCUACUGUGCCUGCAUGUCCCCUGUCAUCACAUUCGGAGGUCUCCUUGGGGAGGCAACAAAAGGCAACAUAAGUGCCAUAGAGUCUCUAUUUGGGGCAUCACUCACAGGAGUGUCGUACUCCCUCUGCGCAGGCCAGCCUCUCACUAUUCUUGGCAGCACAGGGCCUGUUUUGGUGUUUGAGAAGAUUCUCUUUAAGUUCUGCAAUGACUACCGCCUGUCCUACCUGUCACUGCGGACUAGCAUUGGUCUUUGGACAGCCUUCUUUUGUCUUGUCCUCGUGGCCACAGAUGCUAGUUCGCUGGUCUGCUACAUUACUCGCUUCACAGAGGAGGCCUUUGCGGCUCUCAUCUGCAUCAUCUUCAUCUACGAGGCUCUGGAGAAGCUCUUCCACCUGGGAGAACACUACCCUGUUAACAUGCACAACAGCCUGGACAACCUUACCAUGUAUUCAUGUCAGUGCUCACCACCAGCCAACGUCUCAGAUAAGCUCAUACAGAAGUGGAACCAGACAGGAUUCACUCCAGACUCCAUCCCAUGGAGCAGCCUGAAUGUUUCGAUGUGUAAAUUGCUCCAUGGGGAGUUUGUGGGUCCUGCCUGUGGUCACCAUGGGCCCUAUAUCCCAGAUGUUCUCUUCUGGUCCGUUAUCCUCUUCUUCACCACCUUCUGUUUGUCUUCAUUCCUCAAGCAGUUUAAGACGGAAAGAUACUUCCCCACUAAGGUGCGUUCCACUAUCAGUGACUUUGCUGUGUUUAUAACCAUCAUGAUCAUGGUGCUGGUGGACUAUCUAAUGGGGAUCCCCUCUCCUAAACUGAAUGUUCCUGAUCGCUUUGAGCCGACUUCAAAGAACAGAGGCUGGCUCAUGGACCCUCUGGGAGACAAUCCUUGGUGGACGCUGCUGGUGGCGGCGCUUCCUGCCCUGCUCUGCACCAUCCUCAUCUUUAUGGACCAGCAGAUCACUGCAGUCAUCAUCAACCGCAAAGAGCACAAGCUGAAGAAAGGCUGUGGCUAUCACCUGGACUUGCUGGUAGUGGCAGUAAUGCUGGGCGUGUGUUCCGUCAUGGGCUUGCCGUGGUUUGUCGCUGCUACUGUCCUCUCCAUCUCCCAUGUUAACAGCCUGAAGGUGGAGUCUGGCUGCUCGGCACCAGGAGAGCAGCCCAAGUUUCUGGGCAUCAGGGAGCAGCGCGUCACUGGAUUUAUGAUCUUUGUCCUCAUGGGAUGUUCUGUUUUCAUGACAUCAGUGCUCAAGUUCAUUCCUAUGCCCGUCCUGUACGGAGUCUUUCUCUACAUGGGUGUCUCUUCCCUCAAAGGCAUUCAAUUCUUUGACAGAAUCAAACUGUUUGGCAUGCCUGCCAAGCACCAGCCGGAUCUGAUCUACCUGCGCUAUGUGCCGCUGUGGAAGGUCCAUAUCUUCACCCUUGUGCAGCUCACCUGUUUGGUACUGCUCUGGGUAAUCAAGGCCUCUGCAGCAGCUGUUGUAUUCCCCAUGAUGGUUCUUGCGCUGGUCUUUGUCCGAAAGCUGCUCGACUUUUUCUUUACCAAGAGGGAGCUGAGCUGGCUGGAUGACUUGAUGCCAGAAAGCAAAAAGAAGAAAGAGGACGAUAAGAAAAAGAAGGCUCGUGAAAAGCUGGAGGAAGAGUCCAGACUGCAGGAAGAAGAGGAGAUGGAUCUGAAGGUCAGCUUUGAAGGCUCAAACCGACUCAACGUCCCGGUGAAAACGCUCUCAGGGAGUCCUGAUUCUGACCCCUUGGUUGUAAAUAUCUCUGAUGAAAUGGCCAAAACCGCAGUGUGGAAAGCGGUGAACUCGAAUGCAGAGUCUUGUGUCCAACCUGUGAAGCGUAGUGGAAGCCAGGAGAAGGUGGCCUGCGUUAGAGUUGACGUCAGCCCAGACUCACCCGGAGGAGGCUCCACCGCCGAGACCUUCCUGUGAUAAAGGGAGGCCGUCCCUCCUUCCCGACUCCUUCCCCCUUCACAACACUCUACCCCGCUGGUGGGCCGAAUAAUCUUAGUGGCAAAAGGGGGACGCUGAACUGGAGCAGCGCAACCCGUCUGCAGAGCUCCCUCCCUUCUUUCAGGGCUUCAGACGAGCUCCCUCGAGGCCACGAGUCCACUCCAGGUCCUACAUAUGCAGCACGCGUACAAAAGGCUGCCAAGCUGUACCGUUGAGCAAACAUCUCCAAGAAAUGAAGGAAUUCUGCUGUUACUGCCCACCGACGCUCACUGUUUGGGAAUUCUCUCAUCUAGCAGUUUGUUUUCCGCUCGUUUUUUAAACCGCAGAUGCCAAAGGAAGGGGCUUCGCUGGUGGGAAUCUUUGCAUUUUCCUUUUAAACAGCUGUAUAUUUUAAUUUCAGCUUUACUUUUAUCAUUUUAUCUGGUCUCAGUACUGUAUAUUUUUUCGGUCCUUCAGCUCACACGCCGUGAGUCGUUUCCAUGUUUUUAAGGUUGAAUUCAGACCUUACACUAAAACUACACCAGCUUGAAAACUCAUUUGAUUGAAGCCAUUCAGGUACUGCCAGUGUCAGAUGAUUAUAUUUUCUAUUUGGUCUGGCACGUUAAACGACAAACCAAAACAGAGGUAGAUUCAGACAGACACACUAAUACUGCCGACAUCCUCGCUGGAUUCGCUCAUGAAUCAUCUCUCCUGUCUCCGGGGGAACACUCAGUAUUGAUAUUGCUGCUCAGAAAGUUCGUUUUCACUGUAGACUUCACUGUUCAUAGUGUAUGUGACCUUAUAGAAAUAUCAUUAUAUAUAUGUAUGUAUGUAUGUGCGUGCACUGUGUUCAUUUGUAAGAUUAUAGAGAACCUACUUCAGAGGCCAUAUGAAGUCUGUACUGUACAGUAAGCACUUUGCCAGUAUAGUUUCUUACCUAAAAAGGAUUCUAGUGUGUUAAUAAAGGUUGCUCCUCUUCCCACAGUAUUUAUAGAGGCGUUGUUUAAGUGUCGGUUAAACAACUCGGGAGUCUUGACUGAUUUCUGACUGUGGUCACUUGAUAUUUUUGUCACAAGGCAGCGAUAAUUAACUGUCCACUGUUUCCCUUUCAUCGCUGGCAUCACAACUAUUUUAAAUUCGUAAAAUAUGGAAAGGUGCAAAGUAUAUAUAUAUAGAUAUAAAAAGAAAUUUGUGACCCCAGCUGCACAUGUUUUUAUUGUGUGUGUGUGUGUGUGUGUGUGUGUGUGUGUGUGUGUGUGUGUGUGUGUGUGUGUGUGUGUGUGUGUGUGUGUGUGUGUGUGUGUGUGUGUGUGUGAAGAUAAUUUGUUUAGCGUUGCAAAUCAUUUUAUGCAAAAUAUUUCUACAGCAUAUGUAAAAAAAAAACCUAUUAUAUUCUAGGAAUUUGUUCUUAUUUUGCUAAGUGCAGUCCUGUUUUAGCAAUAAGUACGCCAUACUGUGUAAACGUAUGGAUUCCUGAACUUAGCUUCUAUUCAGGCAAAGAAUAAUUUGUGAAACGAUUUUUUUUGUGUUUGUUUCAUCUUCUCUGUCUGUGUGUAGCUACGGUGACUGUACUGACGAUAGCUUACGUGCCUUGUUGAAGCUCUUUAUGUGCGAGUCUUGUGCUGAUAAUUUCCGUGUUUCAAACCAGAUGUACAGCUACAUGUGAUGGCACACGAAUGCCAAAGACAGACCGUCGUUGUUUUACAGAAGGCGGACCAGUACGCCCUUAGAGGCUUCCGUCUGUCGUAGUGUUACCCCACGUCUGUGCGAAAGUCGUAGCCCGAGCCACCGACUGAACGAUGUAGUUCCAGUUUAUCUUCCAUUUACAGAUGUAACUCUAAACGCCGUUUCUCUCUGUGUGUGUUCUACUGUCACAGCUGUAGUAUUCGCUCACAACAUAAAAGCUCUGUAAUCGAUAUUGAGGUACUGUUUCUUCUUUUUGGAUGAUCAGUGUAUGUCAAAGUAUUGUGCCGUCAACAUCGAAAAUGAAGUGACAUCUGUAUUAUUAAUUUAUUAGUAAAAGAAAAAAAACGUGGUUGUUUUUUUUUACUACAUUUAUGGUCAAGUAAUGUUGACACUGAAAUGUGGAAUUAUCACAGUGAACCAAGCACUUCUAAUUUAAGAAUAUUAUUUGUCUAAAUUAUUAAAACCCUAUUUUCCCCUGAAUUUGAUUAACCAUAUCGGUAACAAAGAGGAAUUUUUAUCCUCAGUCACCACUUUGUAAAAGCGCAUUUGUUCUGCUGUAGAGGCAUCAGUGAAGCACAUAGCAUCCUGUUGUUGGCUUGAAAUGAUGACUUCUGUCAUGGCUGAUUGUUGCAAAGCAAUAAAGGUGAAUACAUGGUG